ACCUUCGGAGCCAAAAUGUCGGCUUUACUGCCCGGUAGCAAAUGGGAUAAACUAUUUAACCAAACCGGGGAAACGAGGGUUAGACGUCAAGAAACUUAUCUUUCCUGGGGAAAAUACAUCCGUAUUUAACGUAGUGUAACUAUUUAAUUGCUCUUUUUUUAAAAAUAACUCUCACACAUUAUUUCACAUUGUUAAAUACGUCGUCUGUGGACACCCAUUCUUGACUGGGAAUGAAGACGUCUUGACGCACUGCUGAAGGAUGCGUGUAUUACUUCUUAAGGAACCGAGAGAUGAGAAGUCUGGACCUGAUCCCUACAUUAAGGAACUGGAAUCGCAUGGACACAAAGCAACACUCAUUCCUGUGCUGUCGUUUAAGUUUGUCUCGUUAGACACCUUUUCGGAUAAGCUUUUCCAGCCAGAGAAACAUGGCGGCCUGAUCUUUACCAGUCCCAGAGCCGUGGAGGCUGUGGAGAUGUGUUUAGAGGCCGAACAAAGAAGAGAAGAAUGGAACAAAUCCAUAAAAGACAAAUGGAACACAAAGUCCAUCUAUGUGGUCGGGAAGGCAACUUCAGCAUUAGUUCAGCGUCUGGGUCUGAAGCCCCUGGGAGAGGACACGGGGACAGCCGACGUCUUAUCUCGUCUCAUCAUUGAACGAGAGGAUACCAACAUCCCACCACUUUUUUUCCCCUGUGGCUCAAUUAAAAGAGAAGUCUUGCCCACGGCUUUAAGGGAAAAGGGAGUUCCCUUAGAGACGCUGACUGUCUAUCAAACAGCUGAACAUCCGGAUCUUGAGAAAAAUCUGAAAAACUACUUCACAGAGCAGGGGACUCCCGCGAGCAUAGCUUUCUUCAGUCCAUCCGGGGUCAAGUUUUGCCUGGAAGCAGUUAGGAGGCUGUCAGGGAAACAGCUCGCUGAAAUAAAGUUUGCUGCCAUCGGGCCGACUACGCGAGAUGCUAUGACAGCAGAAGGCCUGUGUGUGAGCUGCACAGCUGAGAAGCCAACGGCUGAGCAUUUGGCUGCAGCGAUAGCCGAGGCUCUGCAGUGACCGCCCUCUGAUGCGUUGCAUCAUCUAAAAUCUGUCCUAUUUAUCUGUUGUCUGUCUGAUGAGUGUAUGUUACGUAUAGAAAUGUCAAACUAUUUGUGAUAUGUUGCUUGAGUCAAAGUUUCCACUGAGAAAAUGUUGCUGUGUCAUCAUGAUGGUUAAGGAACUUUAUUUAACUCCAAAAAUAAAUAUAUUUUGAAAAUAAA
Messenger RNA from Fundulus heteroclitus (mummichog), 1248 nucleotides. It is a transcript of the gene uros, whose product is annotated as uroporphyrinogen III synthase. The coding region runs from base 260 to 1045 and encodes 261 amino acids. Lineage: Eukaryota; Metazoa; Chordata; Actinopteri; Cyprinodontiformes; Fundulidae. Gene Ontology annotation, molecular function: uroporphyrinogen-III synthase activity. The record is from RefSeq and is a predicted model, not a curated record. The transcript is spliced from 10 exons. Gene Ontology annotation, biological process: uroporphyrinogen III biosynthetic process.